Aegilops tauschii subsp. strangulata is the source of this 3199-nucleotide messenger RNA. NCBI's taxonomy places the organism in Eukaryota, Viridiplantae, Streptophyta, Magnoliopsida, Poales, Poaceae. The record is from RefSeq and is a predicted model, not a curated record.
UUGAAAUACCAAGUAUAUUAUUUUGAACGAUACGAGCAUUUUGUAAAAGUUGAGCGAACUUUUUUACACUUCAUGAGUAGUUUCAAUACUUGCAACGAACACUUUGGAAAAAAUAUAUUAUUUCUCAAUAUAUGUAUCUAGAAUUUUUAAAAAUAUAAACAAAAGAGAAAAAGCAAAAAAGAGUGUGUGAUAUGAGCGUGGCGAAAUCACAUGCUGACUGGCCGUCCUACUAUUGGCUCGCUGCUGAGCUCGGCUUUCGCGUCACUAAAGAUGUGACAUAUAUUUGCCCCACAAAGCGUCAGACUUUGGCUCAGCCCAAUUAUCGAAGCCAACAUAAACUAGGAACUCCUUUUUUCUUUUCUUUUUAAUACAGUACAUAAGCAAGUAGGCGUCUCAUCGUUGACGGGAACGUCCCCUCCCACUGAAAACACAUCGCUAUUUUUUUAAAAAUAAAUCAAGGAAUAAUGCAAGCAUCAGGACUUGAAUCCCGGUGAGCUGUGAAUACCACUAUCCCUCUAUCCUUGCAACCACAGUUUGGUUCGCAAUAGCAACUCCUUUCUAAGGUGUAUAGAAGGGGAUGUCUAGCUUGGCACGGCCAUCUCUAAAAAAAGGGCUAGGCACAUCGCCCGAGUGAGAUGGUUCACACGUAGCACUAUCUAUCUUUUCCGACUGACACGGGAAUGUUGCACUACCUUAUGUGUGCCACAAAAGUUGCAUACACCGGGGCUUGCGAACGGUUGCCAGACGUGACAAUAAAUCUGAAUUUUCUCUAGAAGGAGACGUACGUAUUCAUGUGGAGCAGCCGGCGGCCUCCUCGAUCGACUGCCAGCCGCAUGCCAUUACUCAAAAGUGUCGCUCGGUGGAAGACGAAACACCAAGAGCCAGAGCCUUUCCAUAUUCCACACUGUCUCCCUCCCCGGUUCGUCCCCAACUCUCCAUUAUAAUACCUUGCACACGCACAGUAGAGCACAAUACUACAUACAAGUCCAGCAUCGAUCAAGCGGAGGCGCCCGAUGGAGAAGACCCCCACAAACACCAAUACCAUCAACAAAACGGAGCUGCAACACGAUCACAGCGGGCAACCUCCAUGGCAACCUCCCGGACAAGAGCAAGUGUAUCUCCUGCUUCAUCAGAACGGGCUUCAGCCGUUGCUUCAUCCCCACGAGCUACAGCCGCUGCCACGGCGUCGACCGCAUCCUGCAAUCCGUCCGUGUCGCCUGCGCAUACGGCUGCAGUGCAGUCAAGUUGUUGUACCACGAGAAGGGGGAGCAUGAGAGGACCUGUCCCGGCAAAGCCGGCGCCGCGCAGAAGCAGGGACGGGUCCUGAAGAUGGGCCCCUGCGGCGGCGGCGGCGGAGACGUCUGGGAGAUGGACGUGCGGGGCGUCGACCGUAUCGUCAAGGUGGUUCUCUGGCACUCCGGCGCGGUCGACGCCAUCUCAGUGUCAUACGAGCGGGACGGCCGGGAGGAGCAGGCCAAGCACCGGGGAAAGCCGGAAGGACACCGCUCAGAGAUCUGCUUGGAGCCGGGUGAAUACCUCGUCGGCGUCAAAGGGAACCUGGGCAAUUUCGGUGGUUGUUUCCUCUUGGGAACGCUUACUUUCAUCAGCAACCUGCGCACCUUUGGGCCAUAUGGAACGAGGGAAGGUCCGCCAUUCGACCUUCCAGCAGCUGGAGGCAAGAUUGUCGGCUUCCAUGGCCGCUCCGGGGGCCUCCUCGACGCUCUGGGCACUUAUGUAUCGAUAUUACCAUUUGUACUGCAUGAACAUGUCAAUGUCUACUGUACCUCGUCACCAGACGUAUUACGCAUGAGCACAUCCAUAUAUUUUUGCAUUCUGCAUGUUGCGAGACAUGUGCCUCUUGUGUGUGUGGGUGGUUUGGUCGCUUAGUUAAAAUUUUGUAAACAUAUAGGAGCUGGAAUUUGGCAGUAUCGUAUUUACCGCUGCUCUAGUUGACAACUAUCCAGCUACAGACAAAAUUAAGUAACGUAUAUGCAAAAAAUUAGUAAUACAAAAAAAGGCACAUCCAACAAUUUUUUUUCUUUCUUUUGCUAUAUGUUAGAAAUUUAUGCGACAAAUUUAUUAUUAUGCUGCCCAAAUGAUUUUUUUUGUUUCCCACAGAAAAAAUAAAAAAUAUUAUUGCUGUUUUUUGCAUCCAAUAUAUGCAGAGGCGAGGCGAGUGUAAAUUGUGUUUGUAUCCACUUGAUCCUUUGUUUUGAGUCAACAAAAUCUACCCUUUGGCUGAAAAAAUCCCUGGCUGCAACAUGACACCAUUUAUCUCUAUAUGAGUUUUUUAGACGCUUCUGUAUACGGGCUUUAUACCAGUAACAUUGUUGGCAGGGGGUUCAGUUCUCUUUGAGGCUAGCUCUUCAUCACAUCUGAAUUGCUUGAAGUAAACUAUAAUUUUUCAACUAUUUGUGGCAACGCUACUUUUCCAUGAAUAGAAAUCUAUGGACAACCCGAUUAGUCAUGAGUUGUGUAUAAUUGCCUGUCAAUGGGUUAUCCAUCGGUCCGUCUUUUUAGUAUUUAAAUAACCAAACAAAUAGUAUUAUUGAUUACAUGAGGGCAGUAAAAAAAUUCAUACUGAAUUAUAAAAAAUGUUUGUGAAUUCACAAUAUGUUAAUGUAUUUGAAUAAAUGCUCAUGAAUCUUAAAAAAUGUUUGCAAAUCGGAUAAAUGUUCAUAUAUUAAAAAAUAGUUCACAAAUUCAGAAAAUGUUUUUGGUGAAUUCAAAAAAGUUCCUGAAUUCUGAAAAAUAUUUCUCGGAUUCUAAAAAUGUUCGUGUAUUCAAAAAAUGGUCAUGAAUUAAAAAAAGUUAUUGAGUUACAAAAAUGGUUGAAAAUCCAAAAAUGUUCAUGCAUUCAAAAAAUGUUUAUAGAUUCAAAGAGUACUCUUGAAUUCAGAAAUGUUCUUGUUAAAUUCAAAAAAAUAUCUGCAUAUUCAAAACUUGCUAACAUAUUCAAAGAAUUGUUCAUGAAUUCAAAUAUUGUUGAGGAAUUCAAAAAAAAAAAAUCUGGAAUACAAAAAUGUUCACGAACUGAAAAUACUAUGAAAUGAAAUAUAAACAGAAAUAAAACAAACAAAAAAUACCGACCAGAGACCUAGAACCAAAAGUGAGAAAUGAAUGAAAAACCGGCCUACUAGAGGAAAACAAAAAUAAAACAAAAAAAUACUGAUGAGAAACCUAGAAACAAAAGUGAGAA